Molecule: messenger RNA, 2893 nt
Organism: Gasterosteus aculeatus aculeatus (three-spined stickleback)
Lineage: Eukaryota; Metazoa; Chordata; Actinopteri; Perciformes; Gasterosteidae
Biological process (GO): negative regulation of transcription by RNA polymerase II; nervous system development
Cellular component (GO): nucleus
Molecular function (GO): RNA binding; protein binding
Source: RefSeq, a predicted model, not a curated record
UUAUACAACCACCAACAGAGCGCUGUGGAGCGAAGGAGAGAGCGCGCGGAAUAUGGAGAGAGGAAGAGGAGUGUGAUUACAAAUGGAAGCGAGGCUGAGAGUGCUACUCUGCUGCAAACACGAGGGUGGGCAAGUUCAGAUGAGAGAGACAGAGAGAGAGAGGGAAGCAUCGAAUCUGUCUGAGAAAGGUUAACAAGACUGACUGACUGAGUAGAGUGGGAGUGUAAAAUGUAAAGCCUGGGAGCGGGGACACAAACCGGGCAGGUGUGCGAGUGGGCGUGUGAGCGUGGAAGGUCUGUAGAACAUGGAUGGACCCGCGUUGUGAAGAUGGGUGGCUCAAGGAGACGCACGGACGGGGGGAUGGAUGGACGGGGGAACGCGUAAAUCGUGACGACCUUGGACCAAACUGUCCGCAACGCCUGCCAAGAGACUGGAGUCUGCGUCACGUGCACACAACACCUCCUCACCCUCCUGCGGGAGGGCAUGCAGUGCCAGCGUGAGUGACACGCAGCGUGAGCCAAUGAGCUUCACGCCGAACUCAGCUCUGGUCCCAGAAAGGGACAAACUCCCGCUCAAAAAGAGGGACCAAAGGCCGAGCUCACCGUCGCAGCAGCAGCGGCAGCAGCCGCAGCAGUGUGAUGAUGCGACAUUCAAGGUGCCCUACCCGUACAAGGGCCACGGUGAGUUUAAGACGAAGCACACGGGCCCGUUCCAGCCUGUACCGAGGCGGGUUCCCGCACUGUACCAGCCCUGGAUGCAGACUCACUCAUCCGCCAGGCCCAAGCCUCAUGAGCCCUCUGCAUUCAGAGAUCAUCGCGGCUGGGCAGAGUGGAGACAGUUCAACCCCCCGCAGCCCGGGUGGGCCUUUCCUCCCCACUACCAGCACCACGGCCACCUGUCUGGUACGUCUGCGCUCCACCUCGGCCAUCCACACCUCCCCUCCAGAUUCGGCCCCGUCCCACUCGUCGCUGAGGGUUUGCAAAGGGUGCUCGGAGGGUACAGCUGGGAGCAGCUCAAGACAUUGAGGUGCAAGAGUUUGGAAAGUGAGAGGCAGAGCAAUGGAAGGAACCGAGCGCCGUAUGUGAGGAGAAGAGACAGAAGAGCCGAGGCUUCUCCCAGGGAUGGAAAAGGUAGUCCUCCGUCACUGAGCACAUGCCUACCUCACGCCCCACACGAGGACCUCACGCUGCAAUAUGACGACUCGCGCAAAUCAGCAAAGGUUUUCACUCCCGCUUCUGGAUAUUCCUUGAUAAGGGUUUCCCCCGACGAUCGCUCAGGCAGCACAUGCACCUCCGCGAAGGAGGACGCCUUGAGAUCCUCCGCUCCCCCGUCUCCUGAGCAGGCAUCUACCUCCUCUCCCUCUCCGAACAAUUUCCCCUGGCUGCUCCCUCACUUUGUGGCGGGCUCUCUGAUCGAGCUCGGAGACGGGCGGCUGAGGAAGGUGGAGCACCUGCGGACGGAGGACUUCCUGCUGGGAUCACGGGCCUGUCCAGACCUGCGCCUGAGCUGCUGCACGGUGCAGAGCAUCACCCCUUCGGCAUCCUCCUCCUCCAUCUCGCGCCUCCUCAUCCUGCUCCACGACCAGCAGUCCCAGGAGCUGGUGGACGUGUACGCGGAGUACCCGUUCUUCGUGCGAGAGGCCGGCUGGUCCUCCUGCAGCCCCCAGAAGACUGCCCGUCUCUGCGGCCUGGACUGCCGUCAGCUCAGUGCGGGGGACGUCUGCCUGGCCCUCACCCCGGUCUCAGCCUCCCACCCUCCACCGUCGGCCACCCUGCGGGCAAAAACCUCACCCAGCAGCUCCGAGGGAGGAUGCGAGUGGCCCCCCGGGGGGCCGCCGCGGCCAGAGGGGGGGCGGAAGGAGGUUGUUGUCCGCAGGAGACACUCUUCUGCUCCGGAGUUGAGGAGUUCGGGGACUGAGAGCACGAGGACUGAGGAGGGUUGAUGUCUGGUGACAGGAAGCAUGCCGGUGGCUUUAAGGCUCCACUAUACUCAGCCUGUUUCUUUUUGCUGUCUUUCUACCUCCUCAAUUCUAUUUUUGUGCUUGACGUUCAAUUUUUUGGGUUGCACCUAAGAAGUUCCAGCUGAACAGGAUGAAAGGAUAAAGUCUCAGGGCUUCCCCGGAGGGUACUUAUAUUAAUACAUUUGUCAGGGUAAGUCAGGAAUAAAACACUGACAAUGAGGCUGGAGGUAAACAUCCCAAUUUCUGCAAAAGCCUCAAGCAAGGUUGCGUAAUUUAUUUAUUUUUAGAAGCCGUUUCAGGGACAGUAAAUUUGAGAAAUCUAUUAUAGGUUUAGAAAAUAUUUUCUGGGUUUGUUCGGCACGUUUCAAGCAGUUUCGACGUAAUCAGCCCACGUUCCUUGAAAGGCACUGAAGAAUACUCCCUCAGGUUUCCCACUGCUCAUCAUAUCGUCUAAAGACACAUCUUUUCCUGCCUGCGAUUAUGUAAGAUGUCUCUAUGAUCAUCACUGACGGUUUCAUCCAAACUAAUGUGUUUCCUUAAUUCUGGUUGGAUAGGGAAUUCUUGCAUUAACCUUCAAUACCGCUUUGAUUGCGUCACCGGAUUCACGCUUCUACCUCUAUUUUCUAUUUAAGGUGGCAGAUGCGUAUAAUCUGGUUUUAACAGCGUGGGCUGUUUUGUAAAAGCUCAGCUUCCCAGCGAAUGUCAGUGUGAAUGCUUUUAUUUGCCUGGUUGUUACAAUAUAGCUGCUUUGCUCUUUUCAAAAUGUCUGUCCGAUUGUUAAGAGUGGGGGCUGCUUGGGCCAUUCUAAGUGCUUUAAAAGCACAAACAUGUCAUUGGUGUACAAUUUCAUAUGUCAGCGCUGUAAUGUGAUUUCCUUCUGGGUUCACUUCUCAUUUUCACAAACGAUUAAAUUGUACAGAAUUGAAACGCAAA